AGGAGAACUUGCUACUUUCUAGCCAGUUGGCAGAUAGAGAGAGAGAGAGAGCGAGCAAGAGAAUGCUAGGGCGCAUGCGUGCAGUGCUUGGGCAUUCUGCAUGGAAUAGCGCCUUCUCAUAGCGCCUCUGCCUGGAACGGCCAGCGUAUGUGCUGACGACUCAGGUCCAGUUGGGUCAGGAGACUCUAAGCUCAGUUCUUUGCCGUCCUGGAGCAGCACCACCAUGCCUGGUCCGCAAUCUCCGAGAGCACCAGCAGGGAGAAGCCGUCACGGUGUCCCUGCCACAAAGGGCACGCUCAGGAUCCUGGCUCAGCCUCGCUCCUCAGCACCAGCGUGUGGACUGGGCAAGAUUUUAAGCAAGGCGUGGCCACCCACCAGGAAAAGCCUAGCCUCAAGAGCAUCCCUCCAACAGCCAGACCUGCUGGAGCAGCAGGGCGAGCCCAUCCUCCAGAGCCCGGUGGUGCUGACCCAGGGCCCCGAGACCAAGCAGAGGCAUCUCUUCCUCUUCAGGGACUGGCUGGUCAUCGCCAAGCGGAGAUCUUCCAAGAGCUACGGACUCAAACAGAAGCUGCCUCUCUCUGACUUGGGGGUAGUCUCCUGUGACACAGGGGAAGAGCAGGAGGAGGACAAAGAUGGUGGUCUCAUCACCCGUGGAGGAAACGCUAUCUUCUUCAUCAUGGCCUCCGACCCAUGUGUCACCGAGUUCCCGUGAGUGCCAGCAAAUUCAGUUGCAGGUUUACAACCCUGAGAUCCUCCAGAGGGUCCCAGGGCUUUAAUUAACACAUGACUGUUACAACGAACAGAGUGUGAAAAUGUCCUCUCGAAGAUCCACAGGGAGGGUCUGCGUUAUCAUUAGAAGAGGGCUCCCUCAGAGCCGAUUUUUGCUUUUUCCUGCAUUUCAUCCAAAUGAAUUGCUUUUAAAGAAAUAAAAGAAGCAAGCUGUGGGCAAAGAUAAGAAAGAAGAAGAACAGUUGAUUUUGGUAAUUUAACUGCUGAUUCUAGGAUUCAGGCUAACUAUUAGCUUUAUUUCCCUGUGAAAGGUUUAGUACAUAAAUGAUGCCAUUUCUUUUCCUUAAAGGAGAUUUGUGAGCAUGUAACCCAGUGAGAGAGCCUGUCACAUAGGAAGUUGAGCACAGGAACGAGACCUGCUCCCUCUCCCAAUCUUUCAUGAGAUGAUUCAGAGUGACCUCUGGGGAGGGUUCCCCUCCCCAAAGAAUCAAAAUGGGGAUGUUCCUUUCUUUAGUACAGAUCAUACCUCUAGAAGCCCCCUUACGGAUCACAGGAUUCUGAUGUGCGUAGAAGUGCCAUAAGGAUGAUGAUACACACUCAAGCAUUGUUGUAAUUACUCCUCCUUUGCUUUGGGAAUGUUGUCCAUGUUAGCUGUGUCAAAGGGACAAAAACCUCAAAAAGGGCAGCGCUUGUUCCUUCAUCGUGGGACCGGAAGGUAACGUAAAUAUAGGUCCAUUUUGUCUUCAACGUUCUUUGCCCCCUUGACCCUCAUAAGCAACACACAGUGCUGAGUCUCCUUCCAUCUUCAUCUGCACAGAACCGGGGAGCUCCCAUCUACAACUUGCUGUUGGCCUGGCAGAUAAUAGCAGUCAUUUGUGCAAUUCUGGAGAUUUCUCUGAAGCCUUCUUUGUCCCCCCCCCUCACCAUGCAAACCCACCCAUGCUCUUGGUCGGCAGGAGGAGCCAUCUGACUUUGAGACCCCUGAACAGUGCUCCUGUGUUGCUCACACAUUAGGGACUUACAGUCUGCUGGUCACCCUUUGUUAACAUGCUUUAACUUUAAACAGGGCUUCGGAUUAAGGAAUUCCAGACACCUCUGGAGAGACCUUGUAUACGGGACUCUCUCAGCGCAUUUCAUCAGCUGUGUCCUUCCCUGUCUGGACAGUCCACCCUGACUCAUGUUCUCCCAGGCUGAGAAGGUGUGAGGAUUUUGAAAGGGCCUAGAACUUGAAGCCAAAAAGUCCUACAUUGGAAUCCAGGAUCUGUCUUUUCCUGCCUAUUUUCCACGGGCAAAUUUCAAACUCUGAACCUCAGUUUCCUCACCUGUUAA
Equus caballus (horse) is the source of this 2058-nucleotide messenger RNA. The record is from RefSeq and is a predicted model, not a curated record. NCBI's taxonomy places the organism in Eukaryota, Metazoa, Chordata, Mammalia, Perissodactyla, Equidae.